Diorhabda carinulata is the source of this 12739-nucleotide messenger RNA. It is a transcript of the gene Glut4EF, whose product is annotated as zinc finger protein 395. Gene Ontology annotation, biological process: regulation of transcription by RNA polymerase II. Gene Ontology annotation, molecular function: DNA-binding transcription factor activity; RNA polymerase II cis-regulatory region sequence-specific DNA binding. Bases 451 to 1785 code for a protein of 444 amino acids. NCBI's taxonomy places the organism in Eukaryota, Metazoa, Arthropoda, Insecta, Coleoptera, Chrysomelidae. The transcript is spliced from 6 exons. Gene Ontology annotation, cellular component: nucleus. The record is from RefSeq and is a predicted model, not a curated record.
GAUUCCGUCACGUGCAUUUGUUGUUAUCAUCAGCUGGGUCCGGGCUUGUUCGAGUAUAUACAGCGACUUACUGUUCAUUUACCGUCUCGCUCUAAAUCUCAAUGUAGAGGGAGACGAAUGCGAAAGUUAACUCGCUUUAAUCAGCUGUUGUUAGUCCGCUCACUGUAGCCGGCCGGCUGGUGUAGUUAGUUGUUCUACAACUGUUUGUGGUAGCGCAAGGCUCAGCGUGUCAAUUUUAUUCUCUAAUAAGUAUGUGCAUUACUGAUUAUAACAAAAUAUCAGUUAUAGAUGGAUAUGUAAAGUGUUUUAAAUAUCAUCAACAAUCGGUGCACAAAUUGUUAGUUAGGAGACAGUAUUUUACUGAUGACGUUGUAUUGUGAAAAAUUUUAAAAGGACUUGUAGUUAAAGUUUUUUUAAAUUGUAUCGUCGUUUUUGUUAAAAUUCGUGAAAAUGUCGACGGGAAAGCGUUUAGCAAAGCGUUCUAUUAUCGGAACUCGCGUUUGUGCUCCAGGAGAAGACGGAAAAUAUUAUUCGGGAGUAAUUCAAGCCGUCAAAACACCGGCAAAUUUUUUAGAAAACAACAAUUGCAUUAAUUUAACACCGAACACGCGUUAUACGGUCCGUUUCGAUUCACGACAAGGCAAUUUGGGUAGAACAAGUUGCGAAUUCCACGAAAGCGAGCUUAUCGGACCCGGCUUCCAAUCGGUACUCGGGUUAGAAUUGGUACCGGGACAAAAAUGUUUCGUCACUUAUAACGGCAGAGAAAAUUCUGGUGAAGUGCUUCAACAUCAUGCCGAAACUGAUGAUGUUAUUAUUAGAAUUCAACCACCAGGCACAGAGCUGUCUUUUGAAGUCCAUAAGCGUUUAGAAGAGGUUCGCCUCUUGGAAUCCCGAAAAUCGGCCAGAUUAGCUGAUCAAGAUACUGAUUUCGCCCGACUCGCUGAUAUGGCUGGCGAUAGAAAAAGAACUGCCUCACAUACCAUAGAUGUUCCUGCUCCUUCGUACCAUCAAGGAUCUCGUAAACGCCGACCAGGAUACCAGGACGAUUGUCCAAAGGACAGUCAGAUGGACGAAUGCAGCGCUGCUUUAGUACUAAUGAGUUUGUCUUGUUCACCACAUUCGCCAAAUUUAAAUGCGUUUUCAUACCCAGGCACAUCUCCGUGUAGUAGCAGCAGCAGCUCCGCGUCUUAUAGAUCUACCCCUUCACCACCACCGAUCGUUUAUUCACCACAUGGUACGCCAUUAUCAACGAGCUCCAUUUCCGAUGAAGGAAUUGUCUUGGAUUAUUUCCCCGAUGAAUUACCGAGAAAGAAAAAGAAUUUGACGCGAAUUGUGUUCCAAUGUACCUGGCCAAGUUGCUUAAAAAUAACAAGUACCUGCGAAGCAAUAGAAGCUCAUGUACGCAAUGAACAUUUAAAAGAUAAAAUAUGUGAGGAUUCCGAAGAAGAAUUUUAUUACACGGAAGUAGAAAUGGGUCUUACAAGUCCUCCGCCGACUCUGUCCCAUCGUGACAUGGCCAGACCCUUCCACGAAGAUCCAGAUUACCAAAGACUUCUAGUUGGCAAUAUGCGCCAAUCUAUUUUGAAUCAACAGCAUCAGGUCCCUCCAUCUCCUCACAAACUUCUCAAAUUGUCACCGCGUCCCCAUAGUCCCAAAAUUCCAGUAUCUCCAAGGAGAAUUCGUGGCGAAAAUAAAAAAUGCCGAAAAGUCUACGGAAUGGAACAUCGAGAACAAUGGUGCACGCAAUGCAAAUGGAAAAAAGCUUGCUCUAGAUUCGGCGACUGAUACGCGCCCUCGAAACGUUAGAGACGCUUCUCGGAAGUGCCCCGAAAUGUGUUCUACUAUGGACAGAAAGGGUGCGGACUACCCUGAUCUCAACACUUGAUGGAAGUACAACUAAUAAGAUAUUUCUUUAGUGAUGAUCAAAGAUCAAUCAAAUCAAGCUGUAUCUGUGUUCUUUAUAAAAUAUUUACUCAAUAUACUGCUGGUAUAUACUUCCUUGGAGGCUACGCUACAGAUCUAACUUUGCUAAGGAAUUUAUGAAAGUUUCGUUACAAACCUAUUUGUAUAUUAACUAUUUUCUACAAAAAAACCGUCCCUUUGCUAAUAAUUCGGAUAUUUUAUUCCUAACUACAUCCCUAUUGAUAUUCUAACCUCAAAAAAUUAGUUUUAAGUUGUAUAAUUGAUGUUUUUUCCAUGGAUUCCCAAGGGUAAAAUACUUUCUGUCUUCUUGUCAGUCGUUAGAAUUUAGAUAAAAAUCGUGCCGUUUCGAUUUGGCAUAAUCCUUUAGAUUGCGACAUAUUCAAAGUACUGUACCAAUUUUAGAGGUUAUGUAACCUUUUAAAUUUAUACACGAAUUCCCAUCAAGUGUUUUUCCAACCCAAAGCAAAAUCAGUUCGAAAAUUCAAUCACCAAAAGCAAAUUUCGAAGACCCAAAUACCCAAGAAAACAACAAUAUAUUAUAUUUUGGCAAAAUAAGAUUUUCUGAGUUUAUAAAAUGGUUUUGACGAAUCAUUAGGUCGAUUUGAGAAGGAAUAACUCGUCUAGAUACGAGACUUGUUCAUAAACCAAAGUUCCCAACGAAUUUUCACAAUGAAAAACAUGUUUAUUGGCGUUGAAUAAUAAAUAUUUGGAAAGCUUAGACUUCUGUCUAUUAUCGAUAUAAUCGUCGUUUAGAUCAAUGCAUUCUUGCAUCCUCAUCAUUCAGCUUCUCUUCAGUUGUGAAAUGCGACCCACCAAGUUCUUCCUUAAUUCAGGGAAUACACUUUCAGUUGCGAAUGUAUGUCCACCAGAAAAAACGAAUCACAGAACUUAAUUCGCACUUAAGUGGAAAUCAAAUAGAAGUUUAAUUUUUCACGACGACCAAAAUAAGAAUGAACGUUGUAGACAACUCCACGGGGCGGGAACUGGGAAAAAGGGUUCCAAACUACACGUCAGUAUCGCCAAAAUUGGGGUAACGGCGUUCCUAGCGCCCGCAGAUCGUUGGAAACCUUAUUUUAUGGAUGACCCUCGUAUUUUAGGUACUGUACCAAUUUUAGUGGGUGCGUACUGGAAUUAGAAUUGCUGGUUAGUUUUAUUUGAUACUACACAUUCAAAAAUGGUAGUUUAUUCAUGUUAACAACUUUUUCCAACCCAAAGCAAAAUCAGUUCAAAAAUUCAAUCACCAAAAACAAAUUUUGACGACUCAAUUACCCAAGGAAAGAUCAAUAAAUUAUACAAGACAUGUAUUUCAAUCAAACAAUAUUUUUAUUCAUUUACUUAGUUUUUUUAUGUGUCGUUUGUUUAUGCAAUCAAAUUUAUUUUAAUAUUCUAAUUAAUUUUAAGUUUAAAACAUAUACAUUUAGCCCCCUUCUAAUGACAGCUAAAACCACAAAUUUCCCAUUCAAUCGUCAUAUAUCACAAGUAUAUACUUUUCACAAUCAAAAAAGUUGGGGGUUGUACCUAUCUUAUGAAAGUUGAAGGUAGGAUUGUACAAUAAACAAAUAUUUGUUUUUUUCACACUGUAUAUAAUCAAUGAUAUUUUUUUUGGACGCCUCUCUCAUCUGUUCUGAAGUUAAUUUAGAUCUGUAAGUUUAUAAGACUGCACAUUUAGAGUAGUCAGCCCACAAUUUCGAGACAUCUUUACAGUUAUCGUUUUAAAGGUAACUAGACUGAUAAAAGUGGGUUAAAUUGCUCUUCAUACCGACUAUUUUUAAUUGAGCCUCCCAGUAUUACCGAUAUUUAGAGUCUAGUGAUGUAGGGACAGAUUCACACUUUAUAUCUCAUGGUGUUAAUUCGGACUGCAUUUUUUUAUUCAGCCUCGUAUUUAAUUUACAUAAUGAUUGUUUUAUUACCACUAUCAUCACUAUUAAAUUGAAAUUAUUGAUAGUGAAAAAUGUACAUUAGUUUCGGGACAUUACAAAAAAAAACACUAACUACAGUGGUUAUUUUAAUAUUUUUUAACGGCUUCUUUCAAAGUUCUACCCAAAAAUUCAUAUUAAUUUAAUUUCUAACUAAAAAUAAACUAAAUUUAACUUUUUCUAUGAAGGUUAAUACAAUUUAUCUAUUUUUUAAUAAUAUUUGAAAUGAUGAUUAGGUUACUUUAUACAUAACACUAAAGAAAAAUGUGGAAAAUCAAUUGUUUUGAUCAUAAAUAGCCACAUUUUGCAAUAGAUCACGUUUUUUCAAAAUCAGUUUUGAAGCAAUAAUGAAACGCCACUGAUUAUAAUGAAAAUGCUAUAAAAUAAUAUAACAAAAUCAACUUUGGAACGUCAAUGAUACGCCACUGAGUGUAUCAUGAAAAUGCUAUAAAAUAAUAUAACAAGUUAUAAGUGAAUUGAAUAAAAAUUUUGAAGUAAUUAUCAUUAUAAUAAUGAUAAAAUACUGUUGGAUUUCCCAUUCACUUUAACUAAUUGAGAAUAAAGAAAAAUUUAACAAGACAUUGAAAGACAUUUUCCAAAUUUUUCAUUAGUGAACGAUGGAAUUUUUGCAUUAUAACCUCAAAUAAAAUUCGCAAUGGGAACAUUGAUGCCUGUCAUAAAGCGUGGAGGCGGUCAUUUUUUAACAAAAUUAGGUUAUGUGGAUAUUUUAUAUGAAAAUAUUUACAUGACUGUAAAUUCUAAUUUUAGUAAAUAUUGUCUAGUCCACGAUCCAAUUCGACAUACUUAAACUAAAAUUAUUUGGAUUAGCUCAUUAUAUCCCGAAUUUUAUCUAGAAUAUUGUACAUAAAAAGUUAAUUAGCCUAUAAAAACUUUCACAAGUUAUGAACAAUUAAACACCUUCAAAAAUUGUUUACUAGAAUUAUUAAAGAAUAAAUAUUUUCGAAUUUUUGAAGAAAGAUACUUAAAGAAGAGGAAAUUUCGGCAACUGCACAUUCAUUAUUUAUAAUUUUCAUUUCAAUUUUCAUUUUCAUAUUUUCCGAAAUAUUGGAGAAUGGCAGAUGCUGUCAGAAACGUCAAGCAGUAAAAGUUUUAGGAAGAAUGUGUCACUUGUCAUAUUAUCAGAAGUAUUGGAUAAUGACAGAUGAUGUAGGAACCGUCAAAUCAUAAACAUUUUAGGAAGAAUCCAUUUGUCAUAUUUCCCGAAGAAUUGGAUAAUGACAAUUGAUAUAAGAAACGUCAAACAAUAAAAUUUUUAAGAAGAAUUUGUCAUCUGUAACAUUUCUUUAAGUAUUUAAUAACAACAGAUGAUGUAAGAAACAUAAAACAAACGUUUUAUCAUAUUUUCUAAAGAGUUUGAUAUUGACAGAUGAUGUGGGAAACGUCAAAUAAUAUACCUUUCAGGAAAAAUGUGUCAUUUGUCAAAUUUUCAGAAGUAUUGAGCAAACAACUGAUAUUCCCGUAUGUACCCUUGUUAGUUUUUCCCGUAUCGUGAGUUAUUUUGUUUCAAGGUGCUAAGAGGACUCCAUAAAUACUUUUUAUAUAUGUUCCAUUGAAACUAAUAUAUGUGAAACUGAGUAUAGGAUAAUGACAGUUGAUGUGAGAAACGUCAAACAAUAAAAUUUUUAGGAAGAAUGUGUCAUCUGUCACAUAUUCUAAAAUGAUAGAUGAUGUGGGAAACGUCAAAUAAUAAAGAAUCCAUUUGUCAUCUGUCAUAUAUUCUCAUAUGUUUGAUAAUGACAGUUAAUGUGAAAAACGUCAAAUAAUAUAAAUUUUAGAAAGAACCUAUUUGUCAUCUGUCACAUUUUCUGAAGUAUUUGAUAACGACAGUUUUAGAAAAAAUGCCUUCGUUAUCUGUCUUCUACCAUAUUUUCUGAAGUGUUUGAUAAUGACAGAUGAUGUAGGAAACGUCAAAUCAACAACAUUUUAUGAAGAAUCCAUUUGUCAUCUGUCAUCUGCCUUCUGUUUCAUUUUUUGGGGUAUUCGAUAAUGACAAACAAUAUUUUGAAUAGAAUCUUGAAACUUUCUGGUGAUAUCAAAUUAUCUAUAACUUAUUUUAUAUCGAAAUAGAAUAUAUUUCAAAGAGAAGUCGAUAAAAAAUUAGAGCAGAGCUUCAUUAAGUAACCACUAUGAACUCAAUUGAACAAACAAAAAUAUUGAAUGAGUUAACAGCCAAUUCCUUAAUGUUAAUGUAACUACUACAGUCCUCUAAAUUAUUGUAAAUUGUUUUUGUUCUAUUUUGUAUAUCUAGAUAAUAAUAUUGGAUAAUUGUUAAGUCCAUGACAAUAUAUCACUAGAUGAUUACAUGAGCUUACAUUCCUAACAAAUAUAUCUAUAAACACACACACACACAUACAAAUAUAUCUGAAUUUACUUUAUGAAUAUAUUUUAAGCAAAAAAUUAAAUGUAAGGACUGUAAAGUUAAAAAAAAAGUAAGUAUAUAACCACCGCUUGUUUAUUGAGUAAAAAAAUUGGAUGGACAAAUCCAAACUGAAGCAAUCAUCUGUUUUUUUUUAUAUAAUUAACGUAUAUUAUUCGCGUAGAACGGGCAGUUGAAUAUUUUUAAAUUUAAGAUAAUAUCAUUACAGAUUUAUGGUAAAUACUUUUUUAACGCAAAGAUUUCGUAACAUUGAUAAUUGGUGAAGUGGAAAAAUGUUUGUUGAAACUUUUCCUAUUCAAUUAAACACAGUAAAAUAUAUUAAUAAUGAAAUAACAAUUGCGAUAAAUUUAAUUAACCUGUGCAUUAAUCUUUUUCGACCCCAUACUUGAAUAUCGGUAAAAACAAGUAGUCGAUGUCUGAUUCUUCACUGUUGAAUAAUCUAUGAAGCAAUUUCUUCUCCCCCUUCAUAUCGUGUUCAAGUUUGAUAGGAAUCAAACCGGCAAAACAUUAACAUCAGUUCAAUUUCUUUUUGCAACUUAAGUUUAGACAAACAUCUUCUGACCAACAGUUUGCAAAAAAAUCGUUUGUUAGUAGAUAUUAAAAUAAUUGAUUUGGUCAAAACAUUCUUUUACUGUUACUUCAACAUGAUUCAUCAUAAACUUAACUACAAUUUUUUAAAACCAUCAAUUCUCAAUUUGUAAUUCCUUAUAAGCUUCGAAUAUAAUCGAUUCUGUUAUGAAUAAAGAGUCGUAAUCAGUUCUAAUAUCACAAGAACUUUCAAAAUAAUCGAUUCGUCUAUGGCUAACGGUAAUCAGUUAUGAUAUCAAAAGCGCAUCAAAAAUAAUCGAUACUUUUACAGUUUUAUUAUGAGAGCUUUGCAAAUAAUCGAUUAUUUUGCGAAUAAAGGGUCGUAAUCGGUCUUAAUAUCAAUGAUUUUCGAAAGUAAUCGAUUCUUCUACGGCUAACGGUAAUCAGUUAUGAUAUCAAAAGCACCUCAAAAAUAAUCGAUACUUUUACAGUUUUAUUAUAAGAGCUUCGAAAAUAAUCGAUUAUUUUGCGAAUAAAGAGACGUAAUCUGUUUUAAUAUCAAAGAUUUUCGAAAGUAAUCGAUUCUAUGAGGAGUAACGAGAUGUAAUCGGUUCUAAUAUAUAAAGAGCUUUUAAAAUAAUCGAUUAUUUAACGACUAACGAAACGUAAUUUGCAAAAAGCGUAUUUCUAGUGGAUUUUAAAGAAUUACGUCGAGUCUUGAAUGAGAAAUAAUAAUUGAUUAUUUUCGUUUGAUGUAAAUAUUUUGAUUCAAAAUUUUGUCAAAUUAAUUUUGAUGCAAACUUUUUCUGCUUCACCAUUAGAAUAACAAAAUCUAGUGCAGAUUAUUAAAAAAGUAUUUUCUGUUUAAUAUAUACUUAUAUAGAUGGCGUAUUUGUUCGUUAGUCCAAGCGUUUAAUGUAACUGUUGCCUAAGAUGAGAUUAGUUUUACAAAAUAUAUAAGAGUAUAUAGAGUGAGUAAAUUUCGGGGAAAUGGUUCUUCAAAUUUAAUCUCAAUGUUACUAUUUUUAAAACUAAUAAAGAAAAAUAAAGGAUCUCGAAGCCAAAGUGCAGAAAAAAUUGUAGUUUAACGCGCUACCUUACCUUGAAUAACGUAACUGAAUUUUUUUAGUUGCGUAUUUUUUCAGCCAUAUUGUAGUUUUUCUAUAUAUUUUUUCUUCGAUCGUUAAAGAUUUUUCUUUGUUACUUCUUUCACCUCUUGUCUGGGCAAUGUAGGAUAGUAGGAGAAUAAGAAAACGUUCUUCUGCCAUAUUUGAUGUUAUGUAGUUCGAUUUUGGCAUAGUUUUUUUGAGAAACAACAACAAGAACAGUCUUAAGUGUACAAGUCAACUAUUGUUUCCAUGUUCACUAUUUUCGAAGUUUUAUUUCAUAACACUUGAGAAUUGCUAGUUGUUUAUAACAAAUAAUUGAAAUCGUACAAAUUUGGAACAUGAAAACAAUUUCCUAAUCACUCAUUACAACAUAACCUCAAUAUUUUUCCAAAUUUUGUUAUUUUCUUUAUUCUAUCAUAUGAAACAUUCUCUUCUUAUAAUGUUAUUUUAAAUACAAUCAUAAAAAACACAAUUAAUAGUACCUAUCUUAUUUAUUCAAGAAAUUCAACGUUUUUCGAAAUUUUAUUUUGAAUUAUUUAACCAUUACGUAACAAUAUUGGUGAUAUCCCAUCGCUAUUUUUAAAUAUCCAAACAGAACAAACGUCUUCUACACUUGAUUUACUUUAGGAAAAUAGAUUUCCAAGAAAAAAAAUCAUAAUUCAUCUAGAAAAAUUGAAAUUGUUUUUGAAUUCCUCUCCAUUUUCGAAUCAUAAAAACAGGAAUCGUGCAAAAUCAAUUUUACAUUAGUCUUUUUCGAUCUUUUGCAGCACAUUCUCAUACCAUCAGUAAAAAUAAAGUAAAAGGGCGCCGAAAUAUUUUUUACGCAGUUAGGAUUUCCUGCAAUUGUUGAUAUUAUUCUCAAAGUGAGAAACAUCAAAUCGAGUGUUCGAUUAGCAAUUCGAAUCAUCAUAAGAUGCCAGGCAUCAUCCAAUCAUCAGUUGCUACUUAAUCACUGUUUCUAUCACAUGUAGUAACAGAUAAAAAUCACAUCUAGUUUCAAAAAAAUCACAGUUUUAUUUCUGUUGUGCAAAUGUUGAUUUGAUGUGAUUCAACAGUUUCUAGGCUCGUUUUUAUUAAAUUUUUGCAUUUUAAUUGUUGUCGCCAUGGAUGCCGAACAAUUAACAAAAUGUUCAAAGUCUUAAAGAAAUCAUGGAAUUAGAAAAGACAACUUUCAUUGAUCUAGUCACCUAUUUUGAAAAUAAGUGUUAGUCAGCAUUGGAUUGUAGAGUUUGCUGCUUCACUCAAGGUUCAAGAUAUGAAUCUGGUCAGCUGGAAAAACCUGUAGAUAAACUUUUGCUAGGUCUAAUCAAAACAAUAGCUAAAGCCAUCAACCUUUUUUUAUCUGUUGGUAGCAGCUUUGUUUCAAUCAGUGGAGUCAAGGCAAAUUUUAACUGUAAAUCAUUGUUUUAAUCAUUCAAAAUAUACUUUUUUGAAGGUUAAUUAGUAAAUCGAAUCAAUAUAAUAAUUUUGAGGUUAAGUUGUUUUGGUUUUGAAGGUUUUCAACUUAUUAUAAAUGUAUAUGGAAUAAUUCUGUAUUUUUUAUUUGAUUACCUCAAACUAGAUUAGUUAACUGCAAUCUUAUAUACUUCAUAUUUAUAUUUACAUUUAUUAGUGAAGUACCCAACUGCACUCAAGGUGUUAAAAUUUGAAAUUUUAUAUGUAAAUUAUUAUUUUUUAACUAAAUUUUUAUUUAAAUUUUAUUUACUUACCAAUAUAAAUUAGAUUUGUUAGGUUUACAAAUAGCAAGCUAUUCAUUUUAUACAGUGUGAUAAAAUUUUAAAUGUGUUUUCAUGCUUAAUGCAUAACACUGUAUAUGUAAAAAGAACUGUCUGUUCUGAACAGGUUCUUCUAAUUUCACAACUCGUUAUUUUAUCAAUAUUCACACAAUAUUUGUAAACAGAUCCUAAAGUAUGUCCUAUAAUUGAACUGCCAUCUCAUAUCAAAAAUAUUUUUAAAAAAGUAUCUGUUUACCAAAUUGUUUUGAAUCAAUGUAAAUAUAUUUUAUUGGUUUUAUUUAUAUAAAAAACUAUGUUUUGUUAAUCUAUUAGGUACAAUACAAUAAUAGAAUUUUUUUCACUGUGGACUGUAUCCAAGACUACUCUAAAAACUUCUGCUUAUAAUUCAUUGUCGAGUUAAUAAUUUCAAAUGAAAGUGUGUAUAUAUGUAUAAGAUGCAAUGUUUUGUUUUAUUUUCAGCAAUAAUUGCAAUUUUUGAAUGCGCUAAGAUUAUAAUUGAGAUAAUCAAAAUGUUAAAUUAACCAAAUUCAUUAUCAAUUGACAAAAUGUUAAUUAUAUAAUUGCAAAUUAUUUUUUUAUUGAACAUAACCUAUAAUUCAACAUUUGCAAGUUAAGCGGUGCAUAGAAUGAACGCGAACAUGACGCUGGUUCGCUAGUAAACAUAACCUCAAAAGUGUAUGUAUAUUAAGAAAUUUGAACGGUGAUCAACGAUUUUGAAUUAUUUUUAAUGUAUUAUAUACUUAUAUUUGACACGGCAUUAGUGUGUGAGAACCCUCAAUUUGAAUAGAAAUAUUUUUAAAUGAAUGAAAUAGAUCCAGACGAAUUUUGAGCAGACUUAACAAAACAUUCAAUAAGAAAACCUGAUUGUCGAUUAGAUCAGGAAGUUAAUCACCAAUUCUUAUCAAAAAGAUAAUUACACUUUGUUUAUUGUCAUGGACAGUUGGUAUAAGAAAAAACGUUACGGUGCCGACAAUAUUCAUUUUCUCUCUCGUUCGAGACACAUUAUCUAUAUUGCGCAUGCUACAUGCGCGUAAAAGAUGCGCAGAUCUAACUGACGCGCUCGAAGGAGAGAAACAACGAUACACCAUUUGUUUCACUUAGUCGGAACACCUUCCACUUAUAGGAACUGUAAAUAUUUACAUAUGUGGGGUUAUGAUUAUUAUAUGUCAUAAAAUGACGUAUCUUGGUAUUAUUGAAUUAUUUUUAAGCCACCCUUAUAAGGAAAAAAAAGGGUAUUUAACAUUUUGAUUUUGUUCUGAUUACCAAAAAUUUGAAAAGAUUGAAAUUUCAUCAGAUAUAUCAUUCUUAAUCGUCCAGCAGAUUUGAAGGUAUAAGAAAUAUGAAUGACUUUAGGUGAAAAUGAACUCAAAAAGAAUAUGUCAAAAAGUUUAAUGGUGUAAAAAAAUCAUUUUUUUUUCAACCCUAUUGUAAAUAUUUGUAAAAAAUUUCACUUGACUAUCAUGUAUUCUAAUGGACGUAUCAAAAUGGAAUAUUCGAGUUGAAUAUUUAUGUUUAUUCUGAAUUGAAUCUGUUAUUGUUCAUUCUCUUAACCGGCGAAGCAAAUAACUCGACAGAAAGCAAACUUCCAAAUGUUUUUUAUAGUUUUCUAUCAAUUUCCUUUCGUAAUUAUUCUAAUAAAGUUUAUUAUUUUUAUUGUGACAAGCUAGAAAUCCUUUCAUAUCACAUGAUUGACAUCGAUGUACAGUAAAUCGAAGUUCUUUGGCAAUUACAUCAAUAGUACCGUUUCGUUGAAUGAAUGGACUAUAAAUAUUUACAUUUCUCCGAUUAUAAAUAACAAAUAUAUGUGAUUACAAACUUUUUUGUAAUAAUAGGCCAGUAAUAAAUUAACACUUAUCUUUUGACCUUACUUCAACUUACCAAAAUGAAUAUUUUUUUUUUCUAACUUAAGAAUACUAUUCGUUAUUAUCAUACAUUUUUGUAGGUAUAAUAUAACUCUAAACAUGAAUAUUUUAAUUUAAAGCUACAGUUCAUUGUUUUUGGCAUAGACAUGGAUUUCUCCUAAGGUUAAAAAACUUUGUUUGAUGGUUUUUUGAUAAGUUUUUUGUUUCUCUGGAUUGUUUAAAAUUGUUAUGGACAAAAUAAUAAGUUCCCAAAGGUCUGACAAGCUGCAUCGUGUCAGGUGUGUAUCUGUACUUUUGUAAGAAUAAGAAGAAGACUUUUGAUUUUUGACUAAAACGAAAAGAAACUUAAGAUGUAGUUGAUUGGGUUAUAAACAAAAGAAAAGGAGGAUCAUUUAGUAAGAUACAAAUAAAUAUCAUUAUUAAUUAUUAUCAAAUUCUCAUUUUAACUCACUGUAGCUUAAAAUCUACAUUUUGAAACGUCUUGCCUACUCAUUUUCAUUACCUGUAAGUCUUUCAUGUGAGUUUUUAUUUACUAUUUAGAUACAUUAUGUUAUAUAUAUUAUAGAUAUAAAUAUAUAUUAUAUUUUUCAGAGUAUUCAUAUACAUUUCUGUAUUUUUAAUUUUUAAGUUUUCAAUUUAGUAUCAUGGCAUAUGUAGUUUUAAGAUAUAUAUUUUAGGAUGAAAUAUUAAAGACGUACAUAGUAUAAAUAUAUAUAUAUAUAUAAUGUGAUAAUUGAAAGUUUCUUUCCAUACUACUAUGUUAAUAUUGUUAUACAUAAACUUGUAAAAUUUUCAACCGAAUAUUAGUAGUUAUAACCUUAUUUUAUAAUUUUGAUGUAUGACAAGUUUAUGUAUAACCAUUCUAAAGAUAUUAGAGUGGAAAUGACUUUUGAAUAACACUGUAUAUGCAGGCUCUCUGAAAUUGUAAUCGUUAACAUUGAUAAGUGAGAAAGUCUUAAAGAAACCACUUUGAUAAAAAUAGAACUCAUAUUUUAGACCAAAUUUGAGUGGUUAUCUACUUUGCUAAUUAUAAAGUUACUUUACGAAAAUAUUCUUUAAAAAUCGAAAAGUAACGAUUUUUCUUUAUAUAAAUACAAACUGUAUAACACCGACAACAUGAACAUCAGCCUACCAGUUUGAGACAGCCUGUAUAAUAAAUUUUAUAAAUAAGAAUAUGUAUAUAGCAAGAGAUUCAAAAUAUUUUCAUUUCAAAUUACAAUGUCGGAUGCAAAUAUCAUAUUAAUAAAUACCUAAAUUAUUAUCAAAA